UACACAGAAAAUACUACGUACCCGAAAUAGCCAACAAUAAUGGCUGAAGAGAAAAGUUUCAAUAUUCCAAGAGUGAAGCUGGGAAACCAAGGAUUGGAGGUUUCAAAGCUUGGUUUGGGUUGUAUGGGGCUUAAUGGAGGCUACAGUGCACCAGUCCCUGACGAUGUUGGCAUAUCAAUAAUCAAAUAUGCCUUCAACAAAGGAAUAACAUUCUUUGACUCCGCUGAUAUAUAUGGAGAGUCAGAGAAGCAUGCUAAUGAAGUUUUGAUUGGCAAGGCUUUGAAGGAGUUGCCUCGUGACAAGGUUCAAUUAUCAACAAAAUUUGGCAUUGUGGAAAUAAGUGCUGACAAAAUUGAGGUGAAUGGUAGUCCUCAUUAUGUCCGGUCCUGCUGUGAGGCUAGUCUUAAGCGUCUCAAAGUGGACUACAUUGAUCUCUACUUUGUGCACCGAGUGGACACAACAAUCCCCAUUGAGGACACUAUGGUAGAGCUGAAGAAGUUGGUGGAAGAGGGUAAGGUGAAGUAUAUUGGGUUAUCUGAGGCAAGCACAGACACAAUAAGAAGAGCACAUGCAGUUCAUCCCAUCACUGCUAUACAAAUGGAAUGGUCUCUUUGGACUCGUGAUAUUGAAGAAGAAAUCAUCCCACUUUCCCGAGAGCUUGGUAUUGGGAUAGUUCCAUAUAGUCCUCUUGGUCGUGGAUUUUUUGGUGGCAAGGCAGUUGUGGAGACUCUACCUCCCAAUUCUUUUCUGGAAUCGCAUCCUCGGUUUCAAGGAGAAAACAUAGAGAGAAACAAAGUCUUGUAUAAUCAAAUGGAGAAGUUGGCUCAAAAGCAUGGAUGCACCAUUCCACAACUAGCACUUGCAUGGGUUCUCCAUCAAGGUGAUGACGUGGCACCUAUCCCUGGUACAACUAAGACAAAAAAUCUUGAUAAUAACAUUGGAUCGUUAAGAGUGAAGCUGAGCAUAGAAGACUUGAAGGAAAUUUCUGAUUUGGUACCCAUCAAUGACGUGGCAGGUGAUAGAGACUAUGCGGCUUUUAUUGGUAGCUCAUGGAAGUUUUCAAAUACACCACUUAAAAUUGGGGAUUAUUGAAAAAUGCCAUUAUAAUGAUUCUUACAUUUCAGCAGAGUUUUCAGUCCCAGCACUGCAGUGAAUUGGAGAUUAAUAUAUGUUUCAAGCUUCUUCUAUUUUCUUCUCUUUGUUUGUUACAUUUAAUUUUCUUUUUUUUUUAAUUGUAUCCCCUAAAUUUCCAUAAUUUUCUCAUGUAAUUUUUUUCCCAUUACGUAACAAUAUUUUACAUGAUAAAGAUAUCAAAUAAACUAAUUAACUUUUUU
This is a messenger RNA of Humulus lupulus (European hop), 1334 nucleotides long. RefSeq names its product perakine reductase-like. The transcript is spliced from 7 exons. Gene Ontology annotation, cellular component: cytoplasm. The record is from RefSeq and is a predicted model, not a curated record. NCBI's taxonomy places the organism in Eukaryota, Viridiplantae, Streptophyta, Magnoliopsida, Rosales, Cannabaceae. The coding region runs from base 40 to 1092 and encodes 350 amino acids.